This is a messenger RNA of Auxenochlorella protothecoides, 1947 nucleotides long. RefSeq names its product 20 kDa chaperonin, chloroplastic. The record is from RefSeq and is a predicted model, not a curated record. The transcript is spliced from 8 exons. Lineage: Eukaryota; Viridiplantae; Chlorophyta; Trebouxiophyceae; Chlorellales; Chlorellaceae. The coding region runs from base 1 to 1947 and encodes 648 amino acids. Gene Ontology annotation, molecular function: metal ion binding; protein-folding chaperone binding; ATP binding. Gene Ontology annotation, cellular component: plastid; mitochondrial matrix.
AUGUACCCCUUUCUGAGCCUCGUCCAGGUGAUCCCCAAGGGACAGCUGGUCCUGUCCAAGGUGGCGGAGACGGAGGCAAAGACGCUGGGAGGCAUCCUGCUGCCUUCCAGUGCCCAGCGGGCCCCGACCUCAGGCGAUGUGGUGGCGGUGGGCGACGGCCGGCUGCCUGACCGGACGCACGAGUUCACCCUCUCCCCCGGCGACACCAUCCUCUACUCCAAGUUUGGCAUCGGGGUGACGGAGCUGGAGGUGGCGGGGGAGGCCCACAUCCUGAUCCGGGAGGAGGACGUGCUGGGCACGCUGCCCUCCAGCGGCGCCACCGCCGCCGAUGUGCCCCGGCUUCAGCCCCUGCACGACCGCGUGCUGGUGAAGGUGCAGGAGUCCGCCGGCGUCAGCAUCGGCGGCGUGCUGCUGCCGGACAGCGCCCGCUCCAAGCCGCUGAGCGGUGAGGUGGUGGCCGUGGGGCCGGGCAAGUUUGACAAGGACGGCGCGCGCAUCCCCCCGCGCCUCCAGAAGGGGGACAAGGUCGUCUACUUCAAGUACGCUGGAGACAGCAUGGAGACGCCGGAGGGUGUCAAGUAUGUCGUGCUGCAUGAGCAGGAUGUGCUGUGCAAGGUGGUGUCGCCGGCCGAUGGCAGCCCCACCCCUAGCCAGGCCCAGGACCCCACAUCCCUGCACCUGGCCAGCGUGGACAACCACAUACUAGUGCGCAUACUGCAUAGCAUUGAGCACUGGUGGGAUCGCAUCCGAGCCGCACAGGUUCUGCUGUGCAUAACCACCAGCAAGUUGAACGAGCAGGGGAUGGCGCGGAGGACCCACCAGCUCACCUGGUUUGCUGCCCGGCACGACUGGUUUCGGAGCCUGGCCCUGACCCUGUUCCUGGACUCCGAUGAGGGGGAGGCCGAGCUGGUGACCUAUUUCUACGGCCUGCUGGGGAUUCUGGGUCCUCACCUUGAACACCUGGCGCUGGGAGUCAACAACGACCAUGAGGUCGCCUCGUCUGGCAGCGAGGGUGGGGAUUACAGCGCCCCCGAGCCCUACCUGCUGGGAGAGGGGGGGGCAUGGAUAGCCCUGCUGCCACGCCUCCAGAGCCUCACUCUCCUGACCGCGAACUACCCCGAUCCACAGCACAUGCCUUCAGGUCUGCAACAGCUGGAGCUGCCCGCCAGUGCCGAAGGCAGCCUGGACCCCCGGCUGGGAGCCCUGGGUGGGCUGCAGGACCUGACCGUGCACAGGCUGUGCCUGGACGACAACACCCUGGCCGCCCUGGCCCAGCUGCCGGGGCUGCGAUCCCUCACCCUCCCCGGCGUCGAGCUGGAGGGGCUGGGUGCUUCCGUCCCCGGAUGCCUGGCCCUGCCCGACCUGGAGUGCCUGGAUGUGUACUCCUGGCACGCGCGGCACCGCCUCCCCGACGCGUCCCUGGCCUUCCUGCGCCGACUGCCCUCCCUCCGCUCGCUCACCCUGCGAGGCUGCGGGCUGGAGCAGGUGCCGGGGGCGGUGCGCGACCUGCCCCUGCGCCGGCUGCUCUGCGGCGGCAACCGCAUGCACGCCGCCGACUUCAUCCCCGCCGGGCGGUACCUUGCCACGCUGCACAUGCUGGGCUUCAGCAGCCAGGGGCGCGACGCCUUGGGCUCCGGCGCGGCCAAGCGCCGGGCAGUGGAGCCGGCCGGGGCCAUGGCGACCAGCUGGCGGCGUGCAGGUGCACCCCCCCCCGCGCCCGCCUUCUCAGAGCUGUGUGAGAAGCUGGAGGGCGCCACAUCCCUGGAGGUCCUGCGCAUCAACAGGAAUCCCGGCCUGAUCCUGGAGGAGGCCGGUGUGGCUCGUUUCCUGGAGAACAAGCCGCGCUUCUGGAAGUUUGAGCUGUCAAAGUGCAUGUGGGAGUCGGCGGCAGUGGCCCAGCAAAUCAGGGCUGCCCACCCACACAUCAAGUUCCUGGAGGUGGACUGA